AUGACAACUGUGCUAGGUUCCAUGGCGGACAUGCCCCGGGAUCUGAAGGAGCAGAUUGAGAAGCUGGAGGAGCAGUUUGUCGUCUCCACGGAAAAGCUCAAGCACAUCUCGGAUCACUUUGUCAAUGAGCUCGAGAAGGGACUAUCAGAGCAAGGUGGAAGCAUUCCUAUGAUUCCGACCUGGUGCAUGGCCUUUCCCGAUGGCAACGAGACCGGAAAAUAUCUUGCGCUUGACAUGGGCGGUACGAACCUACGUGUUUGCGAGGUUACUCUGACGGAAGAGAAGGGAGAGUUUGAGAUUAUACAAUCAAAGUACCGUAUGCCCGAGGAGCUGAAGACUGGAACUGCUGAUGAGCUAUGGGGCUACGUCGCCGACUGCCUCCAGCAAUUUAUCGAGUACCACCACGAGGGCGAACAGCUCGCCGAUCUGCCCCUCGGUUUCACCUUCUCGUACCCUGUCUCGCAAGAUGCUAUUGAUCACGGUGUCCUACAGCGAUGGACCAAGGGAUUCGAUGUACAAGGCGUGGAAGGUGUAGAUGUUGUGCCUGGAUUCAAGGCAGCUCUGGAGGAACGCGGCGUGCCUAUCAAGCUCGCGGCGCUGGUCAACGACACUACUGGUACCAUGAUUGCCUCAGCGUAUACCGAUACCAGCAUCAAAAUUGGUUGCAUCUUCGGUACGGGGUGCAACGCUGCCUACAUGGAGGAGUGUGGUGCUAUUCCCAAGCUGAAGCACAUGAACCUGGACCCAAAACUGCCAAUGGCUAUCAACUGCGAAUGGGGCGCCUUUGACAACGAACAUCAAGUUCUGCCACGGACAAAGUACGACGUUAUAAUUGACAAGGAGUCGCCUCGGCCAGGUCAACAGACUUUUGAGAAGAUGGUUGCAGGUUUGUACCUUGGCGAGAUUUUCCGUCUAGUCCUCUUGGAUCUUCACAAGGGUACAGAAUGCUCCAUGUUCCAAGGCCAGAACGCCAGCAAACUCGACAAGCCUUACUCUCUUGAUGCUGGUUUUCUCUCCCAGAUCGAAGAAGACCGCUUCGAGAAUUUGCAAGAUACGGCCGAUCUAUUCCAGGAGACACUUGGUAUCAGCUGCACUAAGCCUGAACUCGAACUAAUCCGCCGACUUGCUGAGCUUAUUGGUACCCGCGCUGCUCGUCUGACUGCCUGCGGUGUCUCUGCUAUCUGCAAGCACAAGAAAUGGAGCGAGGUGCAUGUUGGUGCUGACGGUUCCGUAUUCAGCAAAUACCCUCACUUCAAGAUCCGUCAAGCUCAGGCACUGAAGGAAAUCAUGGACUGGCCAGCCAAGUAUGGAAAGGGCAAGAACGAUCCUAUUGAGGUGCUACCUGCCGAGGACGGUUCCGGUGUUGGUGCUGCGCUCAUUGCUGCGCUUACAGUCAAACGUGCGCAACAAGGACAGCUGGCUGGUAUCAGGGACCAGGAUGCGCUGCUUGCUAUGGGAAAGACCAACAAGAAGUAG
Molecule: messenger RNA, 1476 nt
Organism: Bipolaris zeicola 26-R-13
Lineage: Eukaryota; Fungi; Ascomycota; Dothideomycetes; Pleosporales; Pleosporaceae
Exons: 2
Coding region: 1-1476 (491 amino acids)
Biological process (GO): glucose 6-phosphate metabolic process; glycolytic process; intracellular glucose homeostasis
Cellular component (GO): mitochondrion; cytosol
Molecular function (GO): ATP binding; fructokinase activity; D-glucose binding
Source: RefSeq, a predicted model, not a curated record